AUGGUGAACGUGUACUCACCGACUCCGAUAGAUGGGUACAGCACCCCGACCUCCACUCUCCAGGCCUCCACGGAGAAUGUGAUCAAGUCUCACAUUCUGCCCGCGGGUGGCGCCCAGCCAGAGCUACAGAAGAGAUCCCACUUUGAAUUUCUUCUGCGCAACCUGCGGCAGGGAUUUCCGGAACGAUAUGUAUCUCAAGACGCCAGCCAGCCGUGGUUGAUCUACUGGACCCUGCACGGCUUCAGCAUACUCGGGGCAGGCCUUGAUGAUGUGACAAAGAAGCGAUCCAUAGAAACAUUGCUCGCCCUCCAGCAUCCUGAUGGCGGAUUUGCUGGCGGUCCCGGACAGGCUGCUCAUCUGCUCCCGACAUACGCCGCUGUCUGCUCAUUUGCGGUCGUUGGCCGUCCCAGUGAAGGAGGCGGCUGGGAAUCCAUCGAUAGGAAGAAGAUGUAUGAUUUCUUCAUGUCGUUGAAGCAGCCAGACGGCUCCUUCCUCGUCAGUCACCAUGGAGAGGUAGAUGUCAGGGGUAUAUACUGCCUGCUCGCCGUCGCAACACUCCUAAAUCUGCUCACACCCGAGCUUCUCGCCGGCGUCCCCGACUUCCUGGCCACAUGCCAAACUUAUGAGGGUGGUUUCGGCAACGCCUCCUUCCCCGGCUGGGCCUUCGAGGCUGGCCCCGCCAAGACGUAUGACCCGUCCGCACCCCGUCCCCCGCUCGGCGAAGCCCAUGGCGGCUACACGUUCUGUGCCACGGCGUCAUGGGUCCUCCUCCAAUCGUUUAUCGAUCUCUAUUAUGCUCCUGCCAGCCAAACAUCGACGGUGUCAUUGCCACAGAAGCCUCAAAUAGACACCCGUGCGCUCCCGCGGUGGUGCACGCAAAUGCAAGGGUUGCCUAUCGAGCUCGGCGGAUUUAAGGGCCGCACGAAUAAGCUCGUCGACGGCUGCUACAGCUGGUGGGUAGGCGGAUGCGUCGUCCUCGUGGAGGCGCUGCUCGGCGUCGGAGCGCACAGUGAACCGCCGACCGAGGCGAACAACAAUGAAGAUGAGGCGCAUAAGGCCUGGGAUGAUAUCGAUGACUCCCUAUUCGAUCGCAAGGCCCUUCAGGAGUACAUUCUAUUGGCCGGCCAACACCCUGCGGGCGGACUGCGCGACAAACCGCCCAAAGCUGCAGACGCCUACCACACCCUGUACUGCUCCGCCGGUCUCUCAGCGGCCCAACAUCGCGUCAUCCCUUCUGAACCACGGAAGAACGCGAUCAUCUCCGCCUGGGACGCCGCAAAGGCCCUUUCCAGGGACGGCACGGGCUUCCGCGCGACGUCGGAGGCAGAGCGUGAGAAGCUCGAUGCGCUGCGCAAGCAGACGUGCGCCCACGUCCUGUCGUGGGCCGAAGAGGAGGGUACCGAGCUCUACGUCGGCGGCGCUGCGAACCGUGUGAACGCGACGCACCCGCUGUUCAAUUUGACGACGACGCACUCGGACGCGAUGAUGGCCUAUUUCUACGGCCAGACUUUUCCCUCGCGGCACUUCGCGCCCGCCAAGAAGUGA
Molecule: messenger RNA, 1545 nt
Organism: Trametes versicolor FP-101664 SS1
Lineage: Eukaryota; Fungi; Basidiomycota; Agaricomycetes; Polyporales; Polyporaceae
Product: terpenoid cyclases/Protein prenyltransferase
Exons: 9
Coding region: 1-1545 (514 amino acids)
Biological process (GO): protein farnesylation
Cellular component (GO): protein farnesyltransferase complex
Molecular function (GO): protein farnesyltransferase activity
Source: RefSeq, a predicted model, not a curated record